Messenger RNA from Lymnaea stagnalis (great pond snail), 14696 nucleotides. The record is from the annotation of a GenBank genome assembly. NCBI's taxonomy places the organism in Eukaryota, Metazoa, Mollusca, Gastropoda, Lymnaeidae.
AUUUUUAAUCAACAUUGACUUAUUGGGAAUUCCCUACAUGUUAUGCCAAACUUUGCUCAUCACUUAAGUCAAGAUAUUAGUGUACGUACAGUUAAGUGUCUGACAAUAAGUCGCGAAGUCAAAACAUUUAUCAAACAGUAACACGUUACGUGAAAAUGCAUCCUGAUUCCAUGGUCAUUAAUAUCCUUGACCACCAAAGUUUUAAUUGAACUGGUCAAAUUUUAAUUUUAACGUGUCAUUCAAUAAAAAUAAUAAUACUCUGAAACUACUAGUAAUAAUAGUAACUAGUCUUCACCCUCCCCCCCCCCACCAAAAAAAAACAAAACAAAAAAAAACAAACCGUAGACCUACGCCUACUUAAUACCAUACCAUAAUCAGACUACCCCAAAAAACAACAAAAUUAUUAUUAAAAUUAUCUAAUCUUGCCUUAGUCACCAUCACAGUAACUUUCUGUCUUGGUCAACCUUAAUUUAAGGCUUAAAUUGCCUUAAUAAUUCCUUUAAUGCCCUGCCUUAAGUUAACUAGUGUAGUGUUAGUGUAGGCCUAGCCCAAUUAAUUAAUUAAUAAUAUUAACCAAAGCCUAUUGAUAUUACUAUUAUUUUUAGGACAGGAUAGUGUAAGUUUAUCGAAGUGGUUAUGCGCAGCCGACUGAGAGUUAUACGCAUUCGGCAAGUCACGUGAGGUCUAUAUUCUUCCUGUGUUACAUUAUCGAUUGAUAAAGGUGCCUCUUUAGUGGGGUGACUGGGUGGUCGAAUGGUACAAACUGACCAAACCUCAAGUUGGUGGUCUUGAGUUCAAUUCCAGCCAACGGCAAGCCAAGAAUACACGAUAUGUCUUUUCUCGAGAAUGAAGCAAAAACAACUAACCAACUUACUUUUGUUUUGGCUAAAAAAUGUUAAAACUUGAGAAGAAUUAUUAACUUGACUAAUGUAAUGUUAAUAAUGUUAUUCUUAUAAUCAUCAAAUAUAUGUUUGUGCUGUUAACAUAUAUUUUGUGUUGUUAACUAAUUUUGUGGCAGAUAAAAAUCAUGUUUCUCUGGUACAGUAAUAAAUAUAAUCAUGGGUUGAGAGAAGCAGUAAAAAAAAUCGCUGUAGGGGCAGGGGUUCUGUAGAGGGAGCACUGUAAGUAAUACUUUCACACAGUUAUAGUUUUGCAUGGAAGCUGAAAACUGUUAUAUUUAGGUCAUCAAAAAAAAAAAUUUAAAAAUCAUAAAUGAUAAAAAAUUUUUUUAAAUAAAUAGAAUGUAUUUCCUGAAUUAGUCAGUAAAACUAACCACAUAGUCAUAGCAACAUAUAAAGAACUAAUCAAUCAAAAUACAUAACUAGACUUAGACCAUGGAAAUGCUUUUUAAAAAAUCUUAGACUUAGGCUUAGACUCUAAGAAAUGUAGACUUUGACUUAUACUUAUAAUUAUAAUAUAUAAGAUACAAGCAAUAAUACAAUAAUACUAAUAAUAGCACUAAUACUAAUACUAUUGCUAUCAUCAAUUUCAAUAUUAAUUAAAAUUAAUUCAAUUUUAACACAUUAAAAGUUAUAGUUCAAAACAACCCGACAUGCAGCUAAUUACGCAUCAUGCUUUUUUUUAAAAAUUGCCAAACAAGCGAUUGAUAACCUUAUUUGGCUAAAUUCCUAGCCGACUGCGUAUAACCCUGAGAGUUAUACGCAGUCGGCUGUGAAUAACCCUCAGGGUUAUGCGCAGCCGACUGCGUAUAACGCUUCCCAACAUUCCCUAAGUUUAUUCAAUCUCCGGAAUCUCACACUUUCAUUUUGAGCCUACUUUUCUUUUAGUCUCCUCACUUUUAUUAAAACUUUAUGUUUGAGGCCCAGGCAUAGGAAUUAUUAUUAUUAUUAGAACUCAAUUAGGGCUUGUUGAUUAUGGGGGCAUACUCAGCAUAAGUCAUGAUAAGUAUAAGACUAUAAAAUAGACUUAAAAAUCACCCCCCUCCCCCACCAAACCCUUUUGUCACAUUUGAAUGCAUAUUAAGUGAGUAAGUUUCCCCACAGAGCUGCGACUAAAAUAUUGAAAAAUGUGUCUCUAAUUAAUACUAUUCCAGCCUGUCACUAUGUAAUGUUAUUAUGUAUGCCACCAGGGGCAUCUAUCUCCCCUGAGUGAUUGAACAGGAAGACAACCCCCAUCCCCUCUAGACCUUGGACUUAGAAUCUUAUGGGUUGUGCCACUAUUAACUGAUUAACUAUCAUGAGCCGGUGGGAGCACUGGGCGUUUCUUUCGUUAUAGCCACGUACCACUGGUAGCGCCAAUGUUUGUACCGUAGUAAAUGUGACCUAGAUUUAAUUUGGCCCCAGCGGCUUUUUCAAUCUGGUAGCUAAUCAGUUAAUAUUAGUCAUAAAUUAUACAUAAAUGUACAGAUGAAAAAUUGUUAGAACAUUGACGUUGUUGACUAUUCAAUAAUAAUCUUCAUAACAAAACAUUACAAUUUUACUAUUAGCUCAAUAAUUCUUCAAAUUUGAAAAAAAAUCAUAUUAUAAAAUCCAGCAAUUAUUCUUAUUAAAAAAUGAAUUUUAGUAGUUCUAUAAUUUUUAUUUUAAUUAAGUGUCUCUGCGGUCAAAACAUGUAUCAUUCCAUGCUAGAGGAUUGGAGUUCAAUUCCCAGCCUAAGCUAAGACAAUCAAAAUAGAUGUUUUUUCAUCUCACCCCGCCCCCCAAAAUCACACAUACUCGCUUUAAAAAAAUGUAUAGUGUAUUUUUUCCAUUCCCAUUUUAAUUUUCUUUCCUGGAGAAAUUCAAAAGCAGGUUAAAGGGAGAGAGGGGAUUUUUUUUCCCACCCCCCAACUCAGAUUGGAAGCAACUGCUUACGUACUCCCCCUGUGUAGACACUCCUGUAUGCCAAAGUAUGGCAAUAUGGAUAUAAUGGACAGAUAGGUGUGAUGAAGGCCUCUGGUUAUUUAUUAUACUAAUACAAGUUAUGUAUAUAAUUAGUAGGCCUAUAGAUACUGCCCUAUACUAUAGUAUAAUUAUAUACCUUUGAUACAUAGUGACUUUGUAGUUGGUAUAAUUUACUGAUAUUAUUACUACUAGAAAAGUUAGCCUUUUGUCUAUAGUGGCUAUAUAGCUAUAGGCUUACUGCCUAUGAUUUAGUGCUGAGGUGGGAGACCUUGUGGAGAAUGGACUGCUAAAGUUGGAAAAAUUUGGUUUUGCCCAAAAGAUUUUUGUUUUUAAUUAAAUGGUGUAGUGACAAUUAAAAGUUAUUAAAAUAUCAAAGUUUAUCAAGAUUUCAUUAGAUUUAAUAUUAAGCAUCCAGUAAGUCUGGUAAGCACUGGCAUACUUACAAAAUGAAUAUAUAAUUUAUUUAGUGGUAAUAUUUCAUGCUUUACAUACUGUGUAGCACAUUUUACUUUUCAUUGCUACCACUGUGGGGUGUUUUUAUUUUGGAAAAACGGUUGCCCGCCAAGGAUCUAGUGUAUAGAUAUAUUAUCAUAUAUACUAUAUUGUGGUCACAUAUACAUUACCAUCACAUAACCACAUGCAUAAUUUGUUAAAUCAUAUUUAUGGUAUAUUCAAAUAUAGGCCUAUACUUUUUUUAAAUAGGUGGACACAAACAGAGAUUAUACACUGAGAUCAUGAUCAGGCUUAAAAAUGGCUCCUUGAAGUCUUGAAAUAUUCAGACUCAGAUACUUAGAUAUGUAUAACCAGACUAUUUUUUAAUCAAAUGAUGAGACCUAAUACUAAACGGAGGCCAAAGACAAAAUCGUCAGUGCAGCCCUGUGAAGAGAAAUUUUGUUGUACUGCAAUAGACUCUGAGGCUAAAUUUUUCUGUGAUGACUGUAAGUCUGCACAGUGCCAAGAGUGUGAAACAGAAAUUCACAAAUCAAAGCUCAAAUUUGAUUUUCAUUUUCGACGCCCUUUAGCCUCUCCUUCUGUGUCCAACCUAUGCCAAGCCAAGCAGGUUAAUUUGAUCUGUCGAGAAAGAAAUUUCCCAGACCUGUGGUGUGAACACUGCAAACUUCAACUGUGCUAUACUUGCUUCGACAAUUAUCAUUCGAAUGACAAGCGAAAGCAUCACAUCAAUGUUUCAGUAGCUCACCAUUUCAAAAAGUUACAGGAGCUUCAGCAAGAAAAAGAGAAGGAGCUCAAACAAGAAAAAGAGAAAGAGCUCCAGAAUUCUUUAGAACUUUACCAAGAUGCCAUCACUGAUAUGAUUAAACCACUGGCUCCGUAUUCAGUCUCAGAUUCUGAUGAAUCUAUGACCUUUUGUUCAUUUCCGCAAGAAUCUAUCGGCUCCAGGGGCAAUAUGGCAUUUACAUCAGCUAAUUCGAGUAUUCACUCAAAUCAGAGCAGUUCAAGCAUUCCAGAUUUAUGCCAAGGUGUGCUGCUGGAAAAUGCUCUGAUGAGAAACAGCUUAAAUGAAAGUGGCUGUGAUAACUGGAAAGAGAGUUUUAUACUAGUAAAUGAAGAGGAGAAAUUACAGGUAGGUAAUUAAUUUUUAUUGAAAAGUAACUCUUAAAAAAGAAUAAUUUUUCUAUCUUGCGUUAGUAACCAGCAAAACAUCCAUUGUGCUUGAACGCUUUUCUGGGUCAAUAGUUAGCAAACUGUUCAAAUCUUAAGAACAACGAAUUCAUUUAAGAGUUACCCAUUUAAUCAAUUAAACAAUUGAAAUAAAUUUGCUAGAUCUGCUGCUGUCCAAAAGAAACAAUAAAAACUGCAUUUUCUCAUUGAGGUAGGGUUGCAUAAUUUUCAAUAAUAUGAUGAUGCUGCCUUUCAUUACUAAUCUCGUUUAGGAACAAAUGCACUUAUUUCUUUGGGGCAUUCCUGAAAAUAGCAGGGAGAUCCCACAGCUAUUUAAAAAAUUUAAAUAAUCAAAUAAAAAAAUAAAGACGAAAUUUUGAAAUAUUGUUUAGAAAUGAUUAGUCUUUAAAUACUUCUAUUCUAAUGAACACUGCACAUCAGUUUUGAAAUUCUGUUAACCUAUUGUCUGUUUAAAGGCUUUAAAAAUUUUUUUAAACAUUUUUGUUUGUAACAGCCAAAGGACGAUAAAGAUUUUCUGGAACUUUUGGGUUGUGAUAAAAAUGACACUUUUAAAGUUGUCUCCAUUUUCGGUAACACUGGAGAUGGGAAAUCCUACACGUUGAAUCAAUUGUUUUUUGGAGGCAAUGAAGUCUUCAAGACUAGCCCCAGUCAGUCUUCAUGUACCCUUGGAGUGUGGUGCGCCCUAGCUCCACAAUAUAAAGCAAUUGUCUUAGACACUGAAGGCUUACUAGGAUCUUCAUCUAAUGAAAACCAGCGCACCCGGCUCCUGCUGAAAAUACUUGCUAUCUCUGACAUAGUAAUCUAUCGCACUAGAGGGGAAAGACUACACAACGAUAUGUUUGUAUUCCUGAGCAAUGCCUCAAAGGCUUAUUGUGACCAUUUUAAAGUUGAGUUGACCAACACUUCCAAAAAGUACGGUAUAUCUGAGGGAAGCCUGGGCCCAGCAUUGAUCAUAUUCCAAGAAACGACUCACACACAGGUCUUGCAAGGCACGAAAGGUUUGUGAAUUUUAUUUUGUAUUAUUGAAGAAUGGUUAAAAACAAGACGUAAAGAAAAUGAGUAGUUGUUGAUUAAAGCUUUUUCAACCCAAAACACAAUUUGCAUUUGGGAGCAGGAGUCUGUGUGAUCUGAUAAACAUUGUGUGAAUCUUAUACAGUUUUAUUAACCUAAUUUAUAAAUCUGCUUUUUUUUUUUGUACAGUCCAUUUAAGUUUUAAAAAAUGAAGUUUAAGUUUGUUAUAGUAGCCUGUAUUCUCACACAAAUUUAUGUUUGUUAUAGUAGCCUGUAUUCUCACACAAAUUUAUGUUUGUUAUAGUAGCCUGUGUUCUCACACCCAAAUUAAGAUUUUUAAGUAGCCGUACAAUACUUACCAGAUUUUCACUGCGUGUGUGUGCGAAUUAAUAUUUUUACCUUUCUAUUAAUAUAAGUAUACACAUGCUGUAAGUUGAUAUAGUUUUUAUUUCUAAAUAUUUGAUUUUAUACUUAUAUCAGGAUUGUUAGUAUAAAUUUAUAAUUGUUAAUAUCACUGGCCUUGAUAUAGUUUUUUCCUUGUAUAAUGGUUUUCGGUGCUUUGUUCCGUAUUGUUCCUCUAACGAGUCAAAUCUUGAAACAUAUUAAAUUUAUUAAAACUUAUAAUGGUACGUAGAAAAAUUUGCUGUCACUUCUUUAAAAAAAAUCUUAUUUCAUUUAUAUUUCUGCUAGAGACUUGACAAAAUGCAUUAAAUCAAGCCUUUCUGGCAAAUUUUGUUUAAUCGCCUUAUCCAGACAAACCAGCUCAUGCAAUUCUGAGAGACAAGUUCCUGGAGUCCGAUAACCCAGUGGAUGCCUUUCACAACACCAUCCACUAUGUCGGUAUCACCACCAGCAAACCGCCCACUGAUUUCAACAAACUGAGAGACUCUAUGAUAAGGCGUCUCGGUGACAAUUCUGUGAGAGCUGCACGUAAACCAGCUGUUAUAUUUCAGUCCCUGAAGGUUUGUUGGUUCCUACUAUUAUAAUAACUAAGAUAUUUUUCAGUGAACCCACUUUCAAAGUGCUUUUCUCAGCACCAUUUCAGGUUAAAACGCUGAGGAUCUAUCUGUAAAUAUUUUGGAUUUGUGGAUUUUACGGCUGUCAAACUAAAUAUUUGUAUAGGUUUUUGUGUGUCUAAAUGCUGACAUACAUUUUACUAUUAAUAUAUAUUUUGCCCUGGCCCAAACGAUAAGAUCCAGUCUUUAAACAUUAAGGUUAACUGAAGAAAGAACAUCCACUGACGUUGAUUGAAAUCAAAAUAGCAGUGCUGCGGUGUAUUGCUGUUAGUUGUAAUGCCGUCAAUAUCAGAUCAUUCUGCGCCGUUAUCACGCCAGCUGCUGCUUAUUCUUACGUGGACAUUUAUGAUCUUCCCUUACGUGGACAUUUAUGAUCAUUUAAAAAAAAAAUACACUUUGUAAAUAAUUUCAGAUCAUACACAAUGAAACAGGUAAGAGUUAAACUUGAGGAUAUUUUAAAGCAAUUGUUUACAAAUAUUGUUCUAAAAAAAUUUGUAGGCUCUGAAUGAGAAAUUCAACGGCAAGAUUGAGAAACCACAGUUCAACACAUUCCCAGAUGAGUAUUUCACCUGUACAUGCAGAUGUCUGUCCUGCAAGUGAGUUGGCUCGGAGAGGAUUAUGAUAUAAUUGUAUUUGGUUUGUUUUGUCAUAAUUAAAAACUUACAUUCCAUUUUCAUUCUAAAACUUAACACACAUUUUAAAUAAUCUGCAAAGUCCUAUUUUAUAUAUCUGAAUUUUAUAAAUCCAAGUUAAAAUGAGUAGUUUUUAAUCUAAAAUCAAUGAAAGGGAUUAUGCUAAUGAGUUAGGUCACCACUAUAUCAAAUGUAGAAAAUCAUUGAAAGUGAAAUGAUAAUUAUUAUUCAUGCAUUGACAACUUGGCCAUGUCCAGGUCACCACUAUAUUAAAUGAUUGAAAUGACUAUUAUAAUUUGGCCAGGUCCAGAUGUAAACUCAACAUGAACCAUGACACAAACAGUGAGCAGCACGAUGCAGGCAGAGAUGUGCUCUGCGAGUACCAAAGUCAGUAUGGAAACAAAGUCUACAUGUGUAAGGUGUGUUCCUUCGGAUAGUCUGUUUUACAAGUUAUACUUUUUAAAAAAUUAAUAAAAGUUGAAUCCAUUUGUUUUAGCUGUUCAUCUGUUUUAUUUUAUUUUAGAUACAUUCAUUCCUCAUGCACUGACUGAGGCAUGAGGGUAGAGCUAAGGAGCUUAAUUAAGUCUGUUGGCUGCUUCUGUGGCAGUUGUCAUGAGGCUAGAGCCAAGGGACUUAAAUCUGUUGGCUGUUUCUGUGGGAGCUGUCCCCAGGGUCAGGUUUUUAAUCUGGAGAUUUCUAUCUUUUGUUAGGUGCCAGGUUUCUUUCAGUCUUCUGAUCCUGGCAAAUGAACCUGCUGGUAUUUAAAAACACGACCAAAUGUGUCAUUCUGCUCUCCCUUUCCUCGCUUUUCUGGGUUUAAGUUUGAGCUUUGCCCCUAAAAUGUUUUGUUAAUUUUCUUUCCAAUAACAGCUUGGCACAUCUUGCAAGGACCACCUCCAUUGACCAUUUGCCUCUGUUCUCUUCCAUCUGGUGAUGUCCAUGUGGACAAGCAAGGUGCCUUCAUUGCCAAGGUUCUAUUCUUCACAGAGAUUGAUGACUUUCUCUAUUGAUGCCAAGGUUCUAUUCUUCAAAGAGAUUGAUGACUUUCUCUAUUGAUGCCAAGGUUCUAUUCUUCAAAGAGAUUGAUGACUUUCUCUAUUGAUGCCAAGGUUCUAUUCUUCACAGAGAUUGAUGACUUUCUCUAUUGAUGCCAAGGUUCUAUUCUUCACAGAGAUUGAUGACUUUCUCUAUUGAUGCCAAGGUUCUAUUCUUCACAGAGAUUGAUGACUUUCUCUAUUGAUGCCAAGGUUCUAUUCUUCACAGAGAUUGAUGACUUUCUCUAUUGAUGCCAAGGUUCUAUUCUUCAAAGAGAUUGAUGACUUUCUCUAUUGAUGCCAAGGUUCUAUUCUUCAAAGAGAUUGAUGACUUUCUCUAUUGAUGCCAAGGUUCUAUUCUUCAAAGAGAUUGAUGACUUUCUCUAUUGAUGCCAAGGUUCUAUUCUUCAAAGAGAUUGAUGACUUUCUCUAUUGAUGCCAAGGUUCUAUUCUUCACAGAGAUUGAUGACUUUCUCUAUUGAUGCCAAGGUUCUAUUCUUCACAGAGAUAGAUGACUUUCUCUAUUGAUGCCAAGGUUCUAUUCUUCACAGAGAUUGAUGACUUUCUCUAAUGAUAUCUACAUCGUCUCAGCCGUGCUUUCCAAAAGUUCCUUAUCUGGUUUUAUUCUUACCUCCUCGACUGGCAUUGAUGUCGUGUAAAUCAAGAGGAUUGUACUUCUUUUGGGAGGUCUAAAUAGUUGUCUUUCUUUUCUUCAUCUGCAUUUCAAUUAUCCAUGACGUUUUCCUAACUAUUUGAGUUAUUACAGCAACAAUUUUAAAAAAAAAAUAAUUUCAGAUGCUUCUCCUAAUUUGCAUUUGAAAUAUUUCUCUCUCAUAAAUAACCAGGCAGAUCAUAUUUGAUGGAAAUGUUUAUAAUUAUUCAUUCACAGAAGUGUUUGAGUAACAAGAAACAGGUCAUUGUUGUUCCGAAGACAUCUUCGUCACAGGAUAACAGCUGGCUGGGUUUAACUAAAUAUAUUUGGUCGGGGUAAGUUUUUCUGUACUGUUCUCACUAGUUAAAAGCCCUUUUUUGUUCAAGGGACCAUGGAAACACUGGAAAAGUAUAUUGUGCUUAGGAAAUGAUUCAGAGUUAGGAAUAAGCUGCAAUUUGUAUUUUCUUUUGAAAAAUUGUAAAAAUGAUGGUUAAAAUGUUAAAAUAAGGAACUAACAAUGAUUAGGUUUGUGAUGGUGUCAGCCUGUUUUGAUUUAACAAGAGAGAGAUUUAGAAAUGGAACUGUUCAGAAACAGACUUCAAUGGAGCUAAAACUUGUACCAGAAUUGUAUGUGCACCGUGUACCAGAAUUGUAUGUGCACCGUGUACCAGAAUUGUAUGUGCACCGUGUACCAGAAUUGUAUGUGCACCGUGUACCAGAAUUGUAUGUGCACCGUGUACCAGAAUUGUAUGUGCACUGUGUACCAGAGUUGUAUGUGCACCGUGUACCAGAGUUGUAUGUGCACCGUGUACCAGAAUUGUAUGUGCACCGUUUACCAGAGUUGUAUGUGCACCGUGUACCAGAGUUGUAUGUGCACCGUGUACCAGAAUUGUAUGUGCACCGUGUACCAGAGUUGUAUGUGCACCAGUGAUUUGCUACAUAAGACAGUACCUGACAUAGUUAUUUACAAAAUAUUUAUACAAAACAAACAAGAAUUAAAAAUAUAGAACAAAGUUUAGAAGUCAAGCAUACUUGUAUCUUCCUCACUUUAAAAAAAGUCACCCGCGCAAGUCAUCAGUCAUCCAACUAUACCACCGGCUCCCGAAACAAAUAUUCUUUGGAGAACUCACGAUAGGCAAGCGCUCCCAAGGAGGCCAAAGAAAGCGUUACAAAGACUCACUGAAAGUGGCACUAAAGGCCUUCAGCAUAAACACUACUCAAUGGGUGCAGACAGCCCAGGACAGAGCCAGAUGGAGAGCUGCUGUCAAGAAGGGGGCUAAAUCCCAUGAAGCUAAGAGAAUAACCACAGCUGAGACACGCAGGCUUGUCCGAAAGAGCAACAUUAGGUCAUCGUCUGAAGCAACUAUUCCAUGCCCACUGUGUCAUAGAUUAUUCCGUGCAAGGAUCGGUCUAACAAGCCACCUAAGAGCUCACCGUAAUCCCAACCCCCCCGCCCGCCCCUAACCGGAUGAUUCGAUGGUCCUUGUCGACUUCGACGGACGAACAACAACAACAACUUGUAUCUUCUAACUUAAGUGGGGAAAAAAAAGAAAGGUCAAAAGUAGAAGAAAAAUUUCUUUAAAAUAAUUAAAAAGGUGAGUUAAAUAUUUCUUUUUGUUUCCCCAGUUACGUCUAUGAGUGCCCCAACUGUGGCAUCAUCUACAGGAGUCGAGAGCAUUGGUAUGGAAAUGAGGAGGAGGAAAAAGUCCUGCAUGUAGAGUACAGACAUGUUUGGCCACAGGUUGGAAGAAUAGUUCUUACUCACUGAUGCUUUUUUUGUGGGUCCCAGUCUUUUAGCCCCACAGUCAGGGACUUUAUGGCCCACAUGUUAAGGCUAGUUUAGAAACAGUCUGACACUCUAUGGCCCACAUGUUAAAGCCAGUUUAGAAACAGUCUUACACUCUAUGGCCCACAUGUUAAAACAAGUUUAGAAACAGUCUUACACUCUAUGGCCCUCAUGUUAAAGCCAGUUUAGAAACAGUCUUACACUCUAUGACCCACAUGUUAAAGCCAGUUUAGAAACAGUCUUACACUCUAUGACCCACAUGGUAAAGCCAGUUUAGAAACAGUCUUACACUCUAUGACCCACAUGUUAAAGCCAGUUUAGCAACAGUCUGACACUUUAGAGAGAUCAGCAUAAAUGCAGAUUAAAAUGUAAACCAAAGUACCACUGUUCUUAACUUGAUACAAAAGCCACAGUCAACAUAACAAUGGCUGUACACAUGCUUUUACACAUUGCUUUUAGUGGAAAUAGUUCCCAUAAAUCCAAGCUUAUUUGUAAACAAUGUAAAAAGAAAACUCAAGUUUGCUAACUAUUAUAUAAAAAAAACUAUGGUUGCAUCAUGUUUAUAAAACUCUUCCAUGUCAGCUCAAAAUUAAUUUCAAACCAUGAAUUGUGACACGCAAUUAAUUAAUGUGCAGGGUCCAUCAGCACUAGAUGGCACACACAAUGCAGCCCAGAAAGUUCUAGAUGGCUUUCAUUAUGUAGCCAACACCAUUAGCAGUGUGGGUGCCAGGCCAACCAAGUAUCUGGCUGAAUGGACAGCUGACCAGAUCAAUCCAUCCUACUGGGUGCCCAACAGUGAGAUUAUUGUAAGUGGUGAGGGUUAUUUGCUAGAAAAGAGAGAGCGAGUUUUAUUAGAUAAAUAUUAAAUGGAAUGCAUCAUUAAGAUAUGAGCACAAUUUGUCAAUAUAAUGGACACAUAAUGUAAUUACAGUUAUUAAUAAGUCAGUGUUUCAUUUGUUUUUGUUUGCAUGAUAUUACACAUUUUUUAAAAAUGUCUUCAUUAUUUUAUGCCAAAAUAAAUAAUAUUUUGCCAUAUUUAUAUUAUUCUGGAUGUACAACUGGCAGAUUACACCACUGCUGUUCCUGUUGUGGCAUAUGACAGAAUCUAUCUCUUUUAUGGCUUAGACAUCCCCCCCCCCCACCAAAUCAGUUUGUUAUUAAUAAUAAUAUUUUUUAUAAUAGCUUAAACAUUUAGACAACUUUUUUUUUAAUUGAUGAAAAGGCAAAAUGUUGAUUGUUAUUCCUUAAACUGAAACAAAUGGGGUGAAAAAUUUGUUUAUUUCAUUUAUCAGAAAUGUUCCAAUGCAAAGUGUCAAAUCCUAUUUGACUGUGCUGAACAGAAGCACCACUGCCGAGCCUGCGGGAAAGGCUUUUGCUCAGAGUGCUCAUCCAGGAAACGACCAGUGCCAGAGAGAGGAUGGGGCCCGGAUCCAGUUCGGGUGUGCGACCAUUGCUACGAUAAGGAUGAGACAGGUACAAGAAUACCCUCCACUCCUGAUGCAGGUGAUUUAAAAGAAGCCCAAUUUUUUAAAAAAUUUUUCAGCUUUGGUUCAACUCAUUCAAAUUUUUUUUUUUUUUUUAAGUGCCUCAGAUAUUACUGAAUUUUUAGUUUUGCAUUUUAAAAUCCUGCAUUUUCUUUUCUUCUUUGGUUUAAAUUAAGUAUGAUGGAUGAUAUUACAAUUCCUAAUUAUUUUCUAGACCAUUUUUCCAUGGGUGGGAGAGGUACAAGAAUACCCUCCACUCCUGAUGCAGGUGAUUUAAAAGAAGCCCAAUUUUUUAAAAAAUUUUUCAGCUUUGGUUCAACUCAUUCAAAUUUUUUUUUUUUUUUAAGUGCCUCAGAUAUUACUGAAUUUUUAGUUUUGCAUUUUAAAAUCCUGCAUUUUCUUUUCUUCUUUGGAUUAAAAUAAGAAUGAUGGAUGACAUUACAAAUCCUAAUUAUUUUCUAGACCAUGUUUCCAAGUCGGAGAACUUUUUUAUGAACUACAGUUGUGUUGUUUUGGUAAUGCUGCAGGCAUAGUUUUAGUUAUUUAAAACAGGAAAACUGUUAACCUCACAGAUGGGGAGGAUUUCAAUAUUUUAUAACUGCAAACCUGGCGUUACCUCAACCAACACCAUACCCUUCUAACACAUGUGGUGCACCCCCCCAACAACGCAAACUGUGUCAAACCAUCCAAUUGUUUUUUUAUGGAUCAGUUAGACAAUUGACAUGGCACGAUCUAUUUCCUUUCCCCAGAAACUGUGGACGAAGCAUCCAGUGAGAAAGCAGCUUUGACUGCAAGGAAAGUGGGUGAGGCCGUGACUUCAACCUUCAGUGUAGUCGCCUCCGCCCUGGACUAUCCUAUAGGUUUGUACAUUGACCAGUGGUUUAAUAUAUUUUUAGUUCCCAAAUAGUUUCUUUUUUGUAUCCCAAAAGUUCUUGUUUGUAUCACAACAUGUCUUGUUUUUAUCCCAAAAGUUUAUGUUUGUAUCCCAAUAGUUCUUUUUUGUAUCCCAACAGUUCUUGUUUGUAUCACAACAGUUCUUGUUUGUAUCUCAACAAUUUAUGUUUGUAUCCCAACAGUUCUUGUUUGUAUCCCAACAUUUCUUGUUUGUAUCCAAACAUUUCUUGUUUGUAUCCCAACAGUUCUUGUUUGUAUCCCAACAGUUCUUGUUUGUAUCCCAACAGUUCUUGUUUGUAUCCCAACAGUUCUUGUUUGUAUCACAACAGUUCUUGUUUGUAUCCCAACAUUUAUUGUUUGUAUCCCAACAGUUCUUGUUUGUAUUUGUAUCCCAACAGUUCUUGUUUGUCGCCCAAUGAUUCCCGUUUGUAUCCCAACAGUUCCUGUUUGUUUUUUUCUCUAUCAAAGGGAUGAGUUGAAUUCUUAUUAAAUUUGUAAUUGGAGUACUGAUAUUUGAUUAAUGGCUGCUCAGAACUGAUGACUAUUUAAGAAAGGGGGUUUUGUUACUUCUGGUCCAUGCCUCCAAGACAGUUAUUACAAAAUAACGUGUACUUUAUGAAGGAUUGUUUACUUCCAUUUACACUGUUAUAGUUUUGUCAAAACUCUGGUGUUUUUAGUUGCUUUGUAUUUUGUUAACUUGCUUAUAAAUAGAAUGAUGUUAGCAAAAAUAUUUGUUACAAUCUUCCUGUGCCAAGUCAAUGAACUUUUCCUUAUUUCUAUUGACUAGUCCAAGAAUGUAUUUAAUUCACUCAUUUUAUCUGGACCCUUUUUGUCUCCUUUUUGUUGAUGUUGACUGCAUUUUAUUUAUUUGCUUAAGCUUGGUGUUAUUUUUUUUGGCCUUACCACCACAUAUCUACCACAUAUCUUCCACAUACAAACUUAUCUCCAGGAAUGAUCAAGAAUUCUGCCCGGCCCGUCUACUGGGUGCCAGAUGAGAUGAUUAAGAAUUGUUGCGUUUGUGAGGAAAACUUUGGACCCCGACUGGCCAUUCAUCACUGUCGGGACUGCGGGCAAGGCGUUUGCGAGAAGUGCUCGCCCGAAAAACGCCCAGUUCCUCUGAGAGGGUGGGACUACCCGGUGCGAGUGUGCACCAACUGCGUCAAGAAAGGUGUCGACCUUUAGCUGUACUUUGGAGAGUCGUGGAUUUUUAUUGGACUGCUGUUUUUUUUUAUUUGUUUAGUCCACCAUGAUGUAACUCACACGGUGACCUGUCCACCAUGAUGUAACUCACACGGUGACCUGUCCACCAUGAUGUAACUCACACGGUGACCUGUCCACCAUGAUGUAACUCACACGGUGACCUGUCCACCAUGAUGUGGCGCACACAAUGACCUGAUAAUUAUGGUCAUUUAAUUCUUGGUGGAAAUGAGGUUUGGCAUAUCACUUUAACAAUAAUGAUAAUGGUAACAUUUUCAAACUGAUAAAAAAAUAUUUUUUUUAUUAUUAUGGAAAUAUUUAAAUGUCUUUUAUCUACAAGACCAUUGGUAACCUCUUCCUAUGUUUGUCAAAAAUGGUUUUAAAACAUUUGUAAUAGCUCGUUUGAGACUAAAACAGUUUCGUCCAAUCUAAUAAGGCCAUUGUUUCGCUCCAUCUCAGUUGAAUUUGAAGGUAUUCUGUGUUUGUGGCCAGUUGUAGGAAUGGGG